AUGGUGGAAAACCUGGCGCGGGGACUGGUAAACAAUUCAGAGAAAGCCUCUACUCUUAAAAUGCUUCCCACUAAUGUUACAUCAACCCCAGAUGGCACUGGUAAGCGAGGACAGUCUCAACUCAUUUUUAGGACAUGCAUUUCAUCAAAUCUAAAUCGCACCAGGACAAAGGGUCAAGCAAAUUCCAUUAUAUCAUAACAGUACUGGUACAGGCUGCUGUCUGUCAUAUAGGGAAUGCAUGCUGUCAAACUAACUACAGGAAGUGUUUAGGAGCAUACAUUUGCUUAUUAUGAAAUACUUACAGUUUGAUAUGGUAAUGCAAAUAAUAGAAAAUACAAUUACGCACUGUCAGUUUCCCAGUAAAGCUAUUUUAGAAUUACAUCCCAAAUAAUAAUAAUAAUAAUAAAAAAAAACAAGCCUGCAGAACACACGUGCAGCCAAUUAUUAUGUGGCUUGUAAAAUUUAAAGGAAAAGGUUAAUUGGACUCUGGUGAUGCUCUGAGCCUCACGUCCAAAAGUGCAUAACAUUCUUUAUAUUAAGCAAACAAACAAACUACUGAAUAUACUAAGUAAUGGUCAACUCUUAAUAUAGUCACAAUUAAAUGGUUAAUUUAUUGUGUAUAUUAUACGUCUGAUGUCAGAUUGACAUUACUGUAUUGCACUUAAUGAAAACAUGCAUGGGGAAAAAAAAGGUUUUGUUUCGAUUCCUUAAAUUUAGAAUUUUGUUUUGUCCGAAAUUUGAAAAAUAUUGAUUUAGACAGAACUAAAUUAAUCUGAAAAUGUUGUUCAUUUCUGAAAUUUUGACGCACACGUGGGGAAUGAAUGAAGGUAGCAGUCACAAAGUAACAAAAGUACCAGUUUAGGGAGUUAUCUGCUAAACCGCUGAUAGAUCGAAUUAAGAAAAGCCCUUUUGUUAAAGGGACACUAGAGUCACCCAGGCCACUUCAAUCUCAGUGAAGUGGUCUGGGUUCAGUGACCCUGUCUUUUUCACCCUGCAACAUUGCAGUUUUAUUUAGAGUUUUUGGAUAGGGUUUACAUUGCCCCCUAGCGCCUAGAGGCGCGUCCUCUUCAUUGACCAAGUAAAACUUAGUCAUGUGAUGUUAAACCAUUCUAUGGUGCAGCUUAACAAAUGUAGCAUGUCAUACAGUACAUAACUGCUGUUAGGAUAAUAAGACUUGUGGAUUCUAAUGCAUGUAGAUAGACACCCUGAUCAAAAAAUUGCUUGUUAAUCGAAGUUCUGGAUUAUGAAAAAGGUUCUUGUUUCUUCCUCUGAGAAUAAAAUUAAAGCUAUCUUAGAAGUAUUGUUGUUGUAGAUUUGAUUUAUUAUUUAAUUCCUUUAAUCUACAGAACAAGGCACUUUCUUGGUGCUGGAACUGAAACAAGACACAUUCCAAAUCUCUCAGGUGAAACUUGACGGUCGUAACAAUCCAGAAAUUGAAAGUGAAAAUUUCUCUAUCCCCAAAACGCAGGUAAUCGGAAUGUCUUGAGUGGCAAUUUGAUAUGUAACUGUAGGAUACACUUUACAAGUUUGUUAACAAUUGAGCAGCAAAGUAUGAAAAAGGUGAGGAUGUAUGUCAAUCAAAUAGCAAUGGUUAGUAAACAGACUAAAUUCUAGGUAGACUCAAAUGAAAUAAAUUUCACGAGAAUCAUAUAUUUCCUGUUAGAUCUGGGAAUGAUUACAGGGACACUCCAGACCCCUAAAGUACUUUAUCUUUUUGAAAUACUUUGUGUAUGAAGAGUGCGUCUUUUUUUCAUUUAUUAAAAGUGCAAAUUUCAAAUUUUUUUUAAAUUAACUUUGUUAAACCCCCAGGUUUUAAAGCAGACAUCAGGUUCUGUUACUUCCUGAUUUGGUUAGCUCAGUGGUGAUAAAUCCAAGAUGCUGCAAUUGCACACAGUACCGACCAUGAAAAUACUUUUGAUCUGCACUGGGAAGUCUGUGAUUGGACAACCACAAAAUGUCUGACCGGGGGAAGAUGGGUAGGGUUAUGAAAACAGUACACAAGAGAACUGCAUCUUUAUACAUAAACCCCAAUGAAAAAUGCUUAAUCAAAUACAUGCAUAUAUAAAUAUCCAACACCUCUUAUCUAUAACCUUGUCUGCAGAAAAGGCAAUAGCUUGCAGAGAGCAAGAGAGGCCCAAAGUAUUUUAGGACAUGUUUUAAGGGAGAACAUUUUCUUUCUCUGGCAGAAAUAAGCAAGAAGAUUGGGAAGAAUAUUAUAAUGUAGUGUGUUGCAUAGUUAUGCUAGUGUAAAUCUGUGUACAAGUGUCAGGUUGAGUCACUAUCUGAGUGUUAGUGUGUGUCUGAAUAUCAGUGUCGGUGUGUGUGUGUGUGUGUCAGCAAUAUCUGUACAUUAACUGUUUUAUUUGUUUUAUGUAUACAGCUCUUUGAAGAUAUUGCUAGCUACUUGGCUACAUUCAAGAAGCGUCGAAACAUUCAGGAUGAUUUACCCAUAGGCUUUACCUUCCCAUUUACAUUCAUCGAGAACAUGGAAGAUGAGGUGAAACACAUGUAUAUCUCACGGAGAAUGUUUGUAGUUUUGUAUCUGCAACACAUUGACAGGCUAGGAAGUUGAAGGGAUGGUUCACAAUAGUCAGUUUAACAGAUAUAAAACAUGUGCUAGUUAAAUAAUAUUAUAGAUUAUAUUAUUAUAUCAAUGUCUUUUACAAAUGUGAUAUAUUUGUUGACUCAAGAGUUAAAGCAUCAUAACCACUACUUCCUGCUGCAUUGGUUAUAAUGCUAGGAGUACUUUGUCACUGUUUCCCAGCUGGGGCCUGCCAGACGCUAAGCCUCCCUCAUUGGCAGCUGAACUGCAUUCUGCUUUUUUCCAUCAGCAAAAGCCAAAUCAGCUGAGCACUCUCAGUCAAUGAAUUAAAGUCUAUACGUAGAAUAAAUCCAGAUUUGACAUUAGUCAGACCGAAACUCUCAUUCUGGGCUGGCUAGUCGUUAUGCCACCGGUGAAGCUCCUCCGGCAGCUAACCUAAAUAUCUCUGCAUGUGCAAUGUUGCUUGGAGAACAGCUGCACACACAGAAUGCUUGCACCAUGAUCAUUUCAAAAUACUGAAGUGGUCACGGUGUUUGGAGUAACUCUUUUACAUGCCAUUACUCAUAUUUAGAAUUGCACCACUAUUCGGAACAUCUUCAACUUCCAUGCCUCCACUUCCUAUACUGUUUCUGUGCACCCUUUUCUUUCCUAUUCUUCCUAACUUCCCUGUCCUUUCAAGCUAAACUCCUACUCACAGGGGCUCCUAGGGCAGGGUCAAUGGAGACUAUCUGCUCCUGGUGGUACAUGUCCACUGGCGAUGGCAAGUUCUUGCUCUGCUGGUUUAGAGCUUAAGUAGAGCAUUGAUUAGACUGUUGAGUGGAUAUCUGGGGUGCUGCUGGAUUCAGUCUAGGCAAUGGCUGCAUAGCUAUCUUGUCUCUCUGUACUAAUGCUGGAAGUCGGGAUAUAACAUCACCCCAGCCCAGGGAUCGGUAAAGAACUUCAGGGAUCCAUGCAAUCGGUGCACAGAGUGAUCCCAGCAGCAAUCCACCAGACACCAGAGGAACUGAUUUAUAUUAUAUAUAUAUCGAAUGUGAGUGUCAGUGUUUGACUGUGUAUAUUAAUGUGAAUAUGUGCAUAUGAGUCUGUGUGUGAAUGAAUGUAUGUGUGUAAUUUCCUUUACAAAAGGAUUCGUAAGGGCACAUUCUAUAGUUCAGGAUGAGGGGUGCCAAUAUACAUAUCUGUCCGGGUGCCAUGUAACCUAGGUACAGCUCUGCCUACUUUUAUUUUCACUUUCCAUCCUUCUUUUUCAUUUUACAAGAUAUUGUUUUCCUGUAGUUCUCUUUCAUAAAGAACAUGUUUAGUCUGGUUGACAUUAACACUGUAUUUUAAAUGACUGGUGAAACAGUAUUUCAGUAUUUUGUAUUUAGGACAUUGAUAUCUUUUCAUUGUUAUGCCCAUGACCUCUCAGCACCUCAUUAAAUGUUAACUGAAAAAAAAAAAAAUGAUGAAUACAUUUUUAAUAAGCUGCUUUUGAACAAAUAUGUCUGUGCUGGGAGGUAUUUAUUAUUAUGUGCUAACUUGAGUGGUCUCCUUUAAAUUGUACAUUGCUGCAGAACAUGUUGGUGUUUUACGUGCAAGAAAAUAAUAACCAACCUUGUAAUCAAUGCAAUAUUAUUAUUUUGUUUUAUUGUUUGGACCAUGAUGAAAAUAACUUUUAAUAUCGAUGUCUUUAAUCAGAGCAUUCUCAUCUCAUGGUCAAAAAGAGUUUUUUAUCAAGGAGUGGAAAAUAGGAACAUGGUGCAGUUACUACGUAAGGCCAUAUUUAAGCAAGAGGUAAGACUGGAGUUUAUAUUAAAUGCUGCAUAUCCAGACUACAUGAACAUUUAUACACUUAAACAUACAUAUACCUUAUAAAUAAAUAUACAUUUUAACUUAAUAUUUUAAGCUCAGUUAUCUAAAUAUUUUAAGCUCAGCUAUCUUAAACUCUGAGUGUAACUGAACAAUAUUGUUAGACUAACUCAAUAUUGAUUUGUCUCAAAGCUCUCUCAAGUUUCUUUAACUUAACAGCUCUAUUCAUUGUAAACCCUCCACCCUACUCCUGACGAUGUUCUUUGUACUGAUCUUCUAAAAUCUUAGCUCCACUUCACUGUUCUCUGCUGGUUAAUAUAGGCUACACUAUUAUGCAAGGCUGAGAAUUUUUAUGUUUCUAUGCAAUUUCCCUUCUUUCUAGAAUUAUGAACCAAAACAUAUCACUUUUGUUAAUGACACUGUUGGAACAAUGAUGAAUUGUGGUUUCAACCAUUCUGACUGUGAAGCUGGCCUCAUUGUAGGUAAGUGCAAUAUCCUCCUGGGAACCAAGGGAAAUAAAAUGUCUUCCAAAUUCUUUUUUGUGUGAUUUCCUACCUAGGAAGUCCCCAGCAUCCCAGCCAAUCACAUUACAUAUCAGUGGAAAGCCCAGGAUGCCCUCUUUACAAUACAGCAGGGAUUGAUAGAGUAGCUCAAACAAAUAAAAGGAGAUGCAUGUGAACAAAAAGUCCAGUACGGAGGACACGUGUUAAUGGGCUGGUUAUCAGGAGGAUAUAGUGUUUAGAGUAACAGAAAGGGAUAAAAUGGCUAAAAAUAAGUGAACACAAAGUUAAAGGAAUACAACAUUUAUAUUAAUAAGACAAAUUUGGUAUUGUUUAAUUUGAAUUAAAAUUGUUUAUAGGGAAUAGGACUACUUGCGACCUCUAUAUACAAAACUACAGACGAGAUAGGAUUUUCACAGUAUGUUGCAGGAUCUAAGAGCCUCUGUGGAAAGCAGAAAUCAAAAUAAUAUCAAUACUUAUUGUAUCCCAGAACGAGCCUGAGCAGAGGAGAUAUUCUUGCUGCUUCUUUGGUUUCAGGAGUUCACACAGGUUAUGACGCUGAUGUCAUCUCCGCAUGCUGUCCUGCAGUUCCUUUGGCUGACUGCUGGGAAGAGAGGACCUGCCUCUGUGGGCGCUGGGCGAGAAGGGGAAUGAGCACUUUUCCUUGUCGCCCAAGUACUCCUACUGAAUCAACAACAUUACAGAGUUCCAGCAGUGCCACCACUCCCCUGUCUGUCUUCCCGAGACCAUAG
Molecule: messenger RNA, 5582 nt
Organism: Pelobates cultripes (western spadefoot toad)
Lineage: Eukaryota; Metazoa; Chordata; Amphibia; Anura; Pelobatidae
Source: the annotation of a GenBank genome assembly